GCACGUGGCACAUGUACAUACACGGCCGGCAGUCACGGCAUUUCAACGAUUUUGACAAUUUUGUUGCGCUUGAUAAAUGUCACUUUGAUACUGAUAGUGACGUGAUAUAACGAGACAAGCAAAAGUCAUGGAACUUGAAAAGACAAGUAGAAGUAACGACAAUUAUGAUUUUUACGAUUUUUACUUCUACGCGACCGUAUGUCACGUAUGUAAACGAUUUGGCGACGGUGUCACAUUAAAAAGAUGCGGCGGCUGUGGCAUGAUCGCCUAUUGCGGCCGGAAGCAUCAGAAGCAUCACUGGAAACGGCAUAAAUUACUAUGCCAUGCCAUUCAGGAUGUGCUGCGUGAGCACAGUAUGGAGGGUCGCGACGUAACUGUGAAGAAGUGGAAGAAUAUGAAGCUGAACUUCAUGCUGCUGGUGUCGUUCAAACUGGGACGCCGCUUGGAGAGAUCAGAGAUGGAGGUACUCAUGUUUCCCAGGGAGUGUGAAGUCUGCCACGAGCGGAACGCUCGAUUGCUAGAGGAUUGCCAGGACUGCCUUUCCGUCAGCUUUUGUAAUGAUCACAGGGACAGCAUUGAGCACAAAGAGUUCUGCUACGCCUUGAAACUGUGUUUUCAUUUAAAUCUAAUGGAUAUAAGUGGAAACCAAUUUGUGAAUCUUGACUAUCUGCAACAUGUUUCCAAGAUGGAUAUAUUUCGAGACAUGAACGAAUUUAUUAGCACUUAUGUGAACACUGAGGCUUCCUCGGAGAUGUCAUCCGAUAUUCUGGCAGCUAGACACUCACACAAUCUCUCACGUCCCCUGACAGUGUACCAUGCCAUGCGACUGUUAGACUAUAUCCCAGAAAGAUUUAGCAAAGAUUUAAUCAUUCAUGUUGUAGGGGCAAAUGUCAUUGAGGAAUCUACUCUGCCAGCAUGGGAAGUCCUGCUGCAUUUAAUAGAGCCUGUGAUAUCUCUAGUAAUUGUAUUGAUAGGGCCGGAAUUAAUAUGCAAGUCCAAUUCAUUUGAAUUAUCCACUUGUGAUAGCUGUAUAUCAGGAAGGAAGAAGAUUUCAUUGGAUUUUCGCAAUAUGUUAUAUGAGAACUAUGCGUGCAGCCAAUUGUUUGUAAGGCCAGACUUGAUUGUAGGAUUUGACAUAGGUCUUCAAGAGUGGGAACUCAAGUCGACUGGAGAAACUUGGUCGUCGUCCAUAGAGGUAUUAGCGAAACAAAACUGUCCGUUUAUCUUGACUUGUUAUAAGGAAGAAUUAGAGGAAGAGAUAGAAAGAUUAAAUACCAUCCUGAACAGGAAAGUAGAUUACCUCUAUAGUGGAAAGAAUCCAUUUGCUAGUCUAAGACCACAGAAAAACUUUGGGGCUGAACUAGUAUUUUAUUCAAACUAUUGUUUAACUAUUUAUGAAAGUCUUUAUUCGUAACUAAUAUGCAUAAUUAAAUGAUCAAAAAGCUGUUUGAAAUUGAUAUUAAAAGAAAAAAAAUUUUUUUGAACGUAACAGCAGAAUAUAUAAACGCAAUAACACGGCAUAAAGUGUUAAUAAAUGGUUGUAACUUUUCAUCGAUUUAUAAUAAAGAUAAAAUACUGUUUGUAAUAAAAUUUAUAUUUUUCUAAUAAAGUGCAUGAAACAUUUUUUGAUAAAAUGUUAAUGUGAUAACUUUGAUUUUCUUUGUAAUAAAAACAAUUUUUUUUCUUAAGCAUUUGUUAAUUCUUUAUAUUAACAAUAAGAUGUAUAGGUAUUUGUAGUGAAAUAUUUAUUAAACAUUUUUUAAAGGUGAAAUAUUAAUACAGUAGUUAUUACCUUCACUAAAUUUGUGGUAAAGGCAAAACUUUGUUAGUUUAAAAUAUAUCGUAUAUUUAUACAGAGAGGAACCUGAGAGCGGUCAUCGUCAUCGUCAUCGUCAUUGCGUCGUUUUUAGAUGUUUUCAUCCAUCAGCGCCUCUAUGUACACAAAAUGUGCACAUUGAACUAUGUAGUCAAAUAUCUAUGAAUCCCGUAGAUAAUGUAAGUCCCGUGCAUGACUUUGGGUCUCUUUUAUGCUAUGUCCACGUUUAUUUGGUUCUGUUUCAUGCUAUAUCCGUAAACUUUAUAAUUAUAUGCUACAUAUUUUAAAUCUGUUUUAUGCAAAUGUGCAUAAUCGUGUUCUAUAAUAAAUGUGCGAUACCACAU
Molecule: messenger RNA, 2160 nt
Organism: Monomorium pharaonis (pharaoh ant)
Lineage: Eukaryota; Metazoa; Arthropoda; Insecta; Hymenoptera; Formicidae
Exons: 1
Coding region: 128-1414 (428 amino acids)
Cellular component (GO): extrinsic component of mitochondrial inner membrane
Source: RefSeq, a predicted model, not a curated record